This is a messenger RNA of Ictalurus punctatus (channel catfish), 7266 nucleotides long. RefSeq names its product tight junction protein 1a (gene tjp1a). Gene Ontology annotation, cellular component: bicellular tight junction; plasma membrane. Bases 472 to 5190 code for a protein of 1572 amino acids. Lineage: Eukaryota; Metazoa; Chordata; Actinopteri; Siluriformes; Ictaluridae. Gene Ontology annotation, molecular function: cell adhesion molecule binding. The transcript has 29 exons. The record is from RefSeq and is a predicted model, not a curated record. Gene Ontology annotation, biological process: establishment of endothelial intestinal barrier; protein localization to cell-cell junction; positive regulation of blood-brain barrier permeability.
GCAGACAUGUCAUGGCUGUUGCUCGGAGAGGUGAGGGAGGGAGAGAGAGGAGGAGUACGGAUAGAGGUGUAGAGAGUCUCAGGAGAGAAACACUCGCAAACACAGCACUCCUGCGCGUCCUAAACAUCCUCGGGUUGUAGUUUAUUCACCGCUGAUUUGUGUUUUGUGUUUGAUUUUCCUUUAAGGGGAUUAAUAAUACCCGUACAGCGUGAUCUUACGGCAGUACAGAAGUUUGCGUGUUUAUGAAAAACGCGCCGCCCCUGAUGGUGAACUUUGGACUUUUGGUUAUUUAUUUAUUUCGAUUCGGUUUCGCUAACAUGUCCACGGAAGGGUGAAGGGACAGAGGAAUAAAGACGAGUUUGCCCGGAGCUGAGGGCUGCUGGGCAGGACACAGGAAACUGGAGGAAGUUUUCCAGCCAUCACUGGCUUUCUAUCAGUGAUAUAUUCACUGGGAGGGAGGAAGGGAUCAAAAUGUCGGCCAAAGCUGCUGCAAAUAAGAGUGCAGCGAUGGAGGAGACGGUUAUAUGGGAGCAGCACACGGUGACUCUUCACAGGGCUCCAGGAUUUGGAUUCGGUAUCGCCAUCUCAGGAGGACGAGACAACCCUCAUUUCCAGAGCGGAGAGACCUCCAUCGUCAUCUCCGACGUUCUGAAAGGAGGACCGGCAGAGGGACUUCUACAUGAGAAUGACCGAGUGGUGAUGGUGAACGCGGUCUCCAUGGAUAACGUGGAGCACGCCUACGCCGUUCAGCAGCUGAGGAAAAGCGGCAAAAACGCCAAAAUUACCAUUCGGCGUAAACGCAAAGUCCAGAUCCCGGCGGCUCGAGCGGGCGACAGGGAAACCAUGUCGGAGCGUGAGGAGGACACGGAGGACGAGGAAUUCGCCGGGCCGGGCGUCGGAGCCAGCGCAGGGACGGGCAGACGCAACGAUCGGAGCGCCAGCCUGGGACGGAGAGAACAGAGCGUGUCCCCGCGGUCCGACAGGCGCUCGGUCGCCUCCGCCGGCCCGCCGCGACCCUCCAAAGUCACGCUGGUCAAAUCACGCAAAAACGAAGAAUAUGGACUGAGACUGGCCAGCCACAUUUUCGUGAAGGACAUCACACCCGAAAGCCUGGCAGCGCGAGACGGGAACAUACAGGAGGGAGACGUCGUGCUGAAGAUUAACGGCACCGUGACGGAGAACCUGUCCCUGACAGACGCUAAGAAGCUGAUCGAGCGCUCGAAAGGCAAGCUGAAGAUGGUGGUGCAGCGAGACGAGAGAGCCACGCUCCUCAACGUUCCCGACGUAGACGACAGCGUUCCUUCCGGCAACUCGGAGCGAGACGAUAUUUCAGAAAUCCAUUCCCUCACCUCCGAUCAUUCCCAUGAGCAGUUGCGUGGCAGUCGCUCUCGCUCGCCGGACAAGCGCUCGGAUCCGUCCGACAUCUCCAGCCAGUCGCCUCAACAGAUCAGCAACGGAAGCCACAGGAGUCGGGAUGAGGACCGUACCUCUAAGCCGCCGAUCGUGUCCACUCCUGUGAAGCUGGCGGAAGACGCGCUGCUCGUCCCUGAGAGCGAGGAGACAGACAAGCAGAUUCCUCCACUUCCGGAACCGAAGCCAGUGUACGCUCAGCCCGGACAGCCGGAUGUCGAUCUGCCCGUCAGUCCCUCCGAUGCCCCCGUCCCUAACGCUGCACAUGAUGACAGCAUCCUGCGACCCAGUAUGAAGCUGGUGAAGUUUAGGAAAGGAGAGAGCGUGGGUCUGAGGCUCGCAGGAGGAAACGACGUGGGGAUCUUCGUGGCUGGAGUUUUGGAGGACAGUCCUGCUGCUAAAGAGGGUCUGGAGGAGGGAGAUCAGAUCCUCAGGGUAAACAAUGUCGACUUUGCAAACAUCAUCCGUGAGGAAGCGGUGCUGUUUCUGCUGGACCUGCCCCGAGGAGAAGAGGUCACCAUCCUGGCCCAGAGGAAGAAGGACGUGUACCGGCGGAUCGUGGAGUCCGACGUGGGCGACUCCUUCUACAUCCGCACGCAUUUCGAGUACGAGAAGGAGUCUCCGUACGGCCUGAGCUUCAACAAGGGCGAGGUGUUCCGGGUGGUGGACACACUCUACAACGGCAAGCUGGGCUCCUGGCUCGCCAUCCGCAUCGGCAAGAACCACCAGGAGGUGGAGAGGGGCAUCAUCCCCAACAAGAACAGGGCGGAGCAGUUGUCCAGCGUCCAGUACACUCUACCCAAAACCCCCGGCGGAGACCGCGCCGAUUUCUGGAGGUUCCGCGGACUUCGCAGCUCCAAGAGGAACCUGAGGAAGAGCCGGGAGGAUCUCACCGCUCAGCCGGUGCAGACCAAAUUCCCGGCGUACGAACGAGUCGUCCUCAGGGAAGCCGGGUUCCUGAGGCCCGUGGUGGUGUUCGGGCCCAUCGCCGACGUCGCCCGAGAGAAACUGGCCCGAGAGGUGCCUGAUCUGUUCGAGCUAGCCAAAACGCAGCGCCCUGGAGACGGGGAAAAAAGCGAGCCCCGAGACGCAGGAACGGAUCAGCGCAGCUCCGGAAUUAUCCGCCUUCACACCAUCAAGCAGAUCAUCGAUAAGGAUAAACACGCGGUGUUGGACAUCACCCCCAACGCGGUGGACAGGCUGAACUACGCGCAGUGGUACCCCAUCGUGGUGUUCCUGAACCCCGACAAUAAGCAGGGUGUGAAGAACAUGAGGACGAGGCUGUGUCCCGAGUCCAGGAAGAGCGCCAGGAAGCUGUACGAGCGCGCCCUCAAGCUGAGGAAGAACAACCACCACCUCUUCACCGCCACCAUAAACAUGAACAACAUGAACGAGGGCUGGUACGGUGCGCUGAAGGAGACGGUCCAGCAGCAGCAGAAUCAGCUGGUCUGGGUAUCCGAGGGGAAGGCGGACGGCGCGUCCGAAGACGAUCUGGACAUCCAUGACGACCGCCUGUCGUACCUGUCGGCCCCCGGCAGCGAGUACAGCAUGUACAGCACGGACAGCCGGCACACCUCCGACUACGAGGACACGGACACCGAGGGCGGAACCUACACCGACCACGAGCUGGACGAGCCGCUGAACGACGAGCCGCUGAUCGACGACGUGCUGCCGCGCCACGCUCCGGCCAUCAGCCGCUCCUCGGAGCCCGUCGUGGAACAGCCUCCGCCCAGCUACGACGCCCUCGCGCGCAUCGAUCCGGCCGCCUUCAAAAACACGCCCCUGUCACACCAGAAAGCAGAUCCCGCUCUUCCUGAGCCGGCGCCCCCCGCUGCACACCUUAAUGUAGCGCUUCUGAGUUCGGCGGAGGGCGGAGCCGGACCGGGGGCGGACAUCUUGCCCCCGGUUCCCGAGCCCAGCCAAUCAGAGCCCAAGAUAAAGUACGGCGACGACCCGGCAGCACGCACGAGCCCCGGGUUAAAGCAGCCAACUGUUUACAACCCCCAGCAGCCGCUUUACCAGGACGAGCCGGCGUACGGGGAUUACGAUCAGCAGCCGUACCGUUACGACGGUCCUUACGCCGAAGCCAAGUCUCGUAACUACGACUCGAACUCGCACGAUCAGUGGCCCGGAUACGAGCGGCAAGGCGACUACAGCCCGGCGCGACCGCGCUACGGGAAGCCGUCCCCCUCGCCUGUCCGUCACGACGAAGCCCCGCACACAGUCACGCCCACGCGUUACGACCAGGAACCCCUCCAUCCGCCCGCGUCUCGCUCUCCGGAGCCACCGAAACAGUAUUACGAGGCCGCGCCUCCCCCGAGGCCCACCCAGCCUAGAGGAUACGUGAACUCGGACACCGCGCCCCCUCCCAAAGUCGAGACCCUCCCAGCAGAGCCGGAGCCGGUAAACAAGCCCCUCCCACCCCCACCUCCGGAGGCAGGGGAAGACCCGGCGAUGAAGCCGCGGUCGGUACUGACUCGGGUGAAGAUGUUCGAGAACAAGCGCUCGGUGUCUGUGGACCGCGCCAAAGAGAACAGCGACACCACGCUAAGAUCCGUGGACAUGGUCCCUAAACCAGGAGCAGCCUCCGUGCCCAAAGCCAACUCGCUGAACAGCCUUGAUCAAGAGAAGACCUUCAGAGCCCCCGAGCCCCAGCAGCCCCAGUCGAGACCCAGCGACAUCGUUCGGGCGAAUCACUACGACCCCGACGAGGACGAGGAGUACUACAGGAAGCAGCUGUCCUACUUCGAUCGCCGGAGCUUUGACACCAAACCACCUGCACAAACACAACCGCAGGCUGUGAGCAAACCGGCACAGCCACCGAGCCAGCCAGGGAACAGCUAUCCCAGGACUGAGUCACUGGAGAAGGUCAGUCCCGUUCCCCAGGUAACCCCAGUUGCUCCGCCCCCUUGUCUACCCAAACCUGCUGUGCCCACUCCUCCUCCAGAACCUCUCAGUUCUCCCAAAGUCAAGCCCCUGGGUCGUGAGGACACGGUGCAGAACUCCUACCUCCCCCAGAAGAGUUUCCCCGAGAAAUCUCCCGUGAACGGCACCACGGGCGCUCCUCCGCCCUCCUCCAGCUACACGCGCUACAACAUCCCCAAACCUUACACGGCCUCGGCGCGGCCCUUCGAGCGCAAAUUCGACAGCCCCAAGUUUAACCACAACCUCCUGCCCAACAUCACCACGGUCAAAGCGCCGUCGAGCAGCCCGGCUAAAACGCAGCCGACGGGUCAGGACGGCGGGAUCGACACGUUAACCCGCGCGCCCAAAUACCAGAACAACAACAACGUCAACGCCGUGCCCAAGGCCAUCCCUGUCAGCCCCAGCGCUCUGGAGGAUGACGAUGAUGACGACAUGCACACUGUCGUCGCUACGGCGCGAGGCGUCUUCAACUCGAACGGCGGGGUUUUGAGCUCCAUUGAGACGGGUGUGAGCAUCAUAAUACCCCAGGGGGCAAUUCCCGAAGGUGUUGAGCAGGAGAUCUAUUUCAAAGUGUGUCGGGACAACAGCAUCCUGCCACCACUCGACAAGGAGAAAGGUGAAACCCUGCUGAGCCCGCUGGUGAUGUGCGGUCCACAUGGUCUGAAGUUCCUGAAGCCGGUGGAGCUGCGUCUUCCUCACUGUGCGUCUAUGACUCCUGAUGGUUGGUCUUUUGCUCUAAAAUCCUCCGACUCCUCGUCGGGUGACCCCAAGAACUGGCAGAAUAAAUCUCUUCCCGGAGAUCCAAACUACUUGGUUGGAGCGAACUGCGUGUCUGUGCUCAUUGACCACUUCUGAGGAGGCUGUUUUACACACACACACACGCACACACACGCGCGCACACACACACACACACACACUGCCAUUAGUGAAGUGAGCUCUAACAUUUCGGAAAUGGAAAAAAUAAAUGAAGGAUGUCUGUGCUUUUUAUUUUUCGAAUUAUUUUUAGUUCCGGAGAAAAGACGGCAUGAUGUGGAGUACUGUUUCUCUUCAUUUCCUUCUUCCUCUUCCUCUUCCUCUUCCUCGUUUAUCUCCUCAUCGGACUGCACACGAAACACACACCUUCCCCAGGAUUUACAAGAACUGCUGAAAGGAACUCUCCAGUGUGCACACUCGGUUCAGUAUUUAGAGUGACUGUGCUGUAUAAAGAGGACUGAGCUUUAUUCCAUUUCAGCAAAGUGACACACACACAGACACACACACACACACACACACACACACACACACACACACACAGAGUACGUGUGGAGGGAUUAGAGGAAGUGUAGAAAUAGAAACAGAAGCGGCGGAGUGUGACCCAGACGUUAGGAAUAAGGAAAGAAAUCGUACGUGAAACGGCACAGAACGCGGAGAUGAACCGGUGCUGCUCCCCGAAACCUCCCCGAAAACCUCCUCAAACACUACAGUAACCUCCCAACUGCGCCCUCUGGAGGUGGAGCACAAACCUCCUCACGCUGUGAACAUCUAUGCACGCCAGACUCAGGACUCCUGUUCUCUCUCUCUCUCUCUCUCUCUCUCUCUCUCUCUCUCUCUCUCUCUCUCUCUCUCUCUCACACACACACACACACUCUUUCUGUCUCUCACACACACUCGCACACUCACAGUCUCUCUCUCUCACACACACACACUCUGUCUCUCCCCCUCUCUCACACACUCACAGUCUCUCUCUGUCUCUCUCUCACACUCACACUCUCUGUCUCUCUCUCUCACACACUCUCGGUCUCUCACUCACACUCUGUCUCUCUCUCUCUCUCUGUCUCUCUCUCUCACACACACUCUCGGUCUCUCUCUCUCUCACACACACUCUCGGUCUCUCACUCACACACACACACACUCUGCCUCUCUCUCUCAGACGCUCUCUCUCUCACACACACUCAGUCUCUCUCUGUCUCUCACACACACUCACACUCUGUCUCUCUCACUCACACUCUCUCUGUCUCUCUCUCACACACACACUCUCUUGCUGUCUCUGUGUCUCACACACACACACACACUCUCCCUGUCUCUCUCUCUCACACACACUCCUGCUAAAGCAACGAUGCCUUAUUCAACUUUUUUCAACUUUGUCUGUUGUCUUUUUGUUCUAAGUUAUAUACGAUAAAAGCUACAAAAUGAAGUUCUGCCAGUGUGUUUAAACCUGAAACACAGACACACACAGACACACACACACACACACACACACACAGAGCUCGGGGUGUAUCUGCUAUGCACACGAUUCUGACACUGCAGAGAAAACUCGCUGUAUAUAACGCUAACAUGGCCUUUUGUUCUUCGUUUGUAAAUGAUUUCUUUUUUUUUAACGUCUUUACGGUUUUGUAAGAAAAGAAAAACUUAGGAAGGCAAAAAAUAAAUAAAUAAAUAAACAAAUGCAGUGCAAAUGAACUUUAUAUUCCGGUUAUAUCUCGCAAACUUUGCGACUCGAUAGUAAUAUUAAUAUUUCCAGUUUUUUUAAAAGGCAGUUUAUCCACACUAAUGUCCAGACGUUGUUUUUUUGUUGUUGUUUUUGUUUAGUUUUGUUUGUUUGUUUCAAACGUUUACCGCGACGUUUUUACACUUUCUUUUGAAACCAAGAAGAAAAUACUCACCUGGAGUUCAACACGCCUCUGAUACGUGUGUCGCUCUGCUUCCGCUCGUUUAUCUGUAACGCUGUUUACGUGCCCUGAAAUGUAUUUUUUUACUAAUAGAUGAUUUAUUAUUAUUAUUAUUAUUGUUUAUUAUUAUUUUUAUGGCACACCAAUAAGAUAUAUCCUUUUUUUUUUUUCCUUUUAAAUAACACUGCUUCAGUUGAAUAUUAGAUCUUCACACACGUGACUUUUUCUUCUUUUCAAUACAGGUAUGCCAUUAUAUCAAUUAAUAAAACCAUUUUUCAAAUAA